Messenger RNA from Cebus imitator (Panamanian white-faced capuchin), 1285 nucleotides. Its product is annotated as methylcrotonoyl-CoA carboxylase subunit alpha, mitochondrial-like. The transcript is spliced from 12 exons. Lineage: Eukaryota; Metazoa; Chordata; Mammalia; Primates; Cebidae. The annotation marks the transcript as partial. The record is from RefSeq and is a predicted model, not a curated record. Gene Ontology annotation, molecular function: methylcrotonoyl-CoA carboxylase activity; ATP binding; metal ion binding. Gene Ontology annotation, cellular component: mitochondrion.
CUCGGAUCGGCCCCAAGCGAGGCUGAGGCUCCGACGGUGGCCGGCGGGGCUCUCGAGGCUUCGGAGCGGAGGGCCCGGUUCGGCGCGUGGGACGCGGCCGCAGCUGUGCCGGGGAGUAGCGGAACGGCGGGGACCCAAGGACAUGGCGGCGGUCUCCGCGGUGUCGGCACUGCUGGCGGCGGCGGCGGAGAGAAACCGGUGGCAGCGGCUCCCGAGCCUGCUCCUGCCGCCGAGGACAUGGAUGUGGAGGCAAAGAACCAUGAAGUACGCAACAACCACAGGAAGAAACAUUACCAAGGUCCUCAUUGCAAACAGAGGAGAAAUUGCCUGCAGGGUGAUGCGCACAGCCAGAAAACUGGGUGUACAGUCCGUGGCGGUUUAUAGUGAGGCUGACAGGAAUUCCAUGCAUGUAGAUAUGGCAGAUGAAGCAUAUUCCAUCGGCCCUGCACCCGCCCAGCAGAGCUACCUUUCUAUGGAGAAAAUCAUUCAAGUGGCAAAGACCUCUGCUGCACAGCCUAUCCAUCCAGGAAAUUCCAUUGAGUUACAGAAAAUAUUUAAUGUUUCUAAUCAAUAUGUUAGUAUUUUGGGAUUAAAAAUAAGCACAUCCAAAUCCAUAAUGGCUGCUGCUGGAGUACCUGUUGUGGAGGGUUAUCAUGGUGAGGACCAGUCAGACCAGUGCCUGAAGGAGCAUGCUGGGAGAAUUGGCUAUCCUGUCAUGAUUAAAGCCGUCCAGGGCGGAGGAGGAAAAGGAAUGAGGAUCGUUAGAUCGGAACAAGAAUUUCAAGAACAGUUAGAAUCAGCACGAAGAGAAGCCAAGAAGUCUUUUGGUGACAAUGCUGUGCUGAUCGAGAAGUUUGUAGACACACCGAGGCAUGUAGAAGUCCAGGUGUUUGGGGAUCACCAUGGCAAUGCUGUGUACUUGUUUGAAAGAGACUGUAGUGUGCAGAGGCGACAUCAGAAGAUCAUUGAGGAGGCCCCAGCGCCUGGUAUUAAACCUGAAGUAAGAAAAAAGCUUGGAGAAGCUGCAGUCAGAGCUGCUAAAGCUGUAAAUUAUGUUGGAGCAGGGACUGUGGAGUUUAUUAUGGACUCAAAACAUAAUUUCUAUUUCAUGGAGAUGAAUACAAGGCUGCAAGUGGAACACCCUGUUUCGGAGAUGAUCACAGGAACUGACUUGGUGGAGUGGCAGCUUAGAGUGAGAAUAUUUUUUCUAUUAAAGAUUAGUCUUAGGCCGGGCGCGGUGGCUCAAGCCUGUAAUCCCAGCACUUUGGGAGGCCGAGGCGGGUGG